CCCUCUCCAAGAUGGCCGACUGACGGUUAUUGUAUUAUGUCAGGCGGUGAGAGGUGAAAGGCGGCGGGUGGCUUCUGGGCUUCAGGAAGAUGGCAGAAAGCGAGCGGCAGUCGGAAUCGCCCAAAGAGGCGCUGCCGCCUCUUCAUCAGAACUUUAUGAUCCCCCAAAAGGAGAUCAACAUGGUUCCCGACAUGGCCAAGUGGAAACGCUCUCAGGCUUACGCGGACUACAUAGGCUUCAUCCUCACGCUGAAUGAAGGUGUCAAAGGCAAGAAGCUGACCUGCGAGUACAAAGUCUCUGAGCCAAUAGAAAAGCUGGUAGCUCUCCUGAACACACUCGACAGGUGGAUUGACGAGACCCCGCCAGUGGACCAACCAUCUCGUUUUGGGAACAAGGCCUUCCGGACUUGGUAUGCCAGACUAGACCAGGGAGCAGAAAACCUGGUAGCCACAGUGAUCCCCAAACAGCUGGCAGAAGCAGUGCCCGAGGUGGCCGUCUACCUAAAGGAAGCCGUGGGUAACUCCACCCGCAUUGACUACGGCACAGGUCACGAAGCUGCCUUUGCUGCCUUCCUAUGUUGCCUCUGCAAAAUUGGUGUUCUCCGGGUAGAUGACCAGUUGGCCAUUGUCUUCAAUGUGUUCAACAGGUAUUUGGAAGUUAUGCGGAAACUCCAAAAAACCUACAGAAUGGAACCAGCUGGCAGUCAAGGAGUCUGGGGUCUGGAUGACUUCCAAUUCCUACCCUUCAUCUGGGGCAGCUCACAACUGAUAGAUCACCCAAACCUGGAGCCUCGGCAUUUCGUUGAUGAAAAGGUGGUGAACGAAAACCACAAGGACUACAUGUUUCUGGAGUGUAUCCUGUUUAUCACAGAGAUGAAGACCGGCCCAUUCGCGGAACACUCCAACCAGCUGUGGAACAUCAGUGCGGUCCCUUCCUGGUCCAAAGUUAACCAGGGCCUCAUCCGUAUGUAUAAAGCAGAGUGCCUGGAGAAAUUUCCUGUCAUCCAACACUUCAAGUUUGGCAGCCUGCUUCCCAUCCAGCCUGUCACAUCUUAAGGAGGUCAUUUUUGGGGCGAGGUGCUGGAGAAAGCGGGGCGUAGUCUGCUGUCCUCUUCCCCCUUACCUCCCACCACCACCUCUACGCAGCCCAUUCAUUCAUGUGGGUUAUUUUGUGUUCGCAGACGGGGCAGAGCAAGGGGGGAAGAAGCACUUGAGAAUCUUGCAUGGAAGGAGGGGGACCCCGUUAAAAUGCGAGAGCUUGAAGUGACUUUGGACGGUGACAAUCCGGCGCUGUGUUCCUCGCUGCACCUCUGUACCGAACCCUCCUUUGCCCCCAGCACGUUCAGCCUCUCGCCGCUCAUAUUUUAUUUUUGAAGGCCUGCUGGGAAAUCCAAGUGCUUUAACUGAGGGGCGAGGCUUGUAGCACUGAGACUGUCUAGGGUGUGUGUGGCUUUUGUCUUUAUUUUUCUUGAAUCUACUGGAAGGAUGGACUCGAGGUGCAGGGCUGAGAAGAUGGUCUGGGUGUAUUGCAGACGGUUAAGGGCCAACCAAGUUGUUCUGCGGUGGAGGGUGUUGGAAACCACCUCCUUGCUUGAAGCUUCUUUCUUUUGACUUAUUGGAAGGGGUGGAAUCAAAGCCUACGUAUGGUAGGUUUCCUGUUGCUGGGGUCAGGGGUGGGGGCUCAGGCUAGUGGAGAGAGUCCAGCUAGAAACUCAAGUGCAAGAGGCCAGAGAGUUGGGGCCAUGAAAGCAAAGCUGUCUUCCUGUCUGCUGUCUUUGUGUGCACACUAGACGAGGCCUGCAACUUGCCUUUGAAAAUGUCCCAAGGGUUGGUGGGGACCAAUGGAGUUCCCCAUGCAGUGACAUCAGUUGCACAAGGACUGUGUCGGAGCAGAGUCUUCUUAUUCCUCCCCCUCCCCCCCCCCCCGCAGUUCAUGUCUACUCAAUCCUCCCACUUCAUCUCAGCCAGGAUCAGAGCAGAACGUGUGGCCCCCUCCCCGUCCUUCUCCUGGUCUCUGAAAACUUCACCCUUUCUGUCUUGGCGCAUAUCAACCUCAGGGAAGAGUUGAAGAUUGCUGAAAUGUUCAGAACGGCUGCUAUUACUUGUUCAGAGAUUUUGGGCAACAUUCCCACUUUUUAAAAAAGCCCAUUACCUCCCCCCCCCCGCCAACCGCAAUAACCAAACCAUUUGUAGAGGUGGUUAUCCUCUUUUGCAAACCAGAAGAGCCAACUAAGCUGUCUGACUUUCUGGCCUGCCUCCUACCGGUUGAGCUCUUGUGCAUGCCUGCAACCCAUGUUUGAACCAAUAUUCAGCCCGCCAUGCCUCUCUGCCUGUAAGGGAUCAGGACCACAAAUAAAAAGGCCCUCACUUCUCUGCCUAUAUUACAGUUCUCAGUAGGCUUUCAUAGAAGCUUUGAGACGCAGCCCCAGGUUUAAAAUGGAUUUCAGAUGUGUUAGCUGAACAAGGACUUCCUGAGCAGCCGAUUGCAAACUUCAGGCGCCACCUGCCAUUGCUUGGUUUUUUUUCCAGACCGCAUGUGACAGUCCACCAAGGCAUUGAUGAGCUCUGGGGGUUUGCAGCCUGCAAAAGCACAGGAUGCAUGGGGCACACCUUGCAGGCGUGGCUGAUGGCUUGUAAAUUAUCCAGGCUGCUUUUAAAGGACCUAGUCCUCUGGGAAGUAACCCUUAAUAAAAAUUCUUAAGUCCCAUACUCAGAUCCCGUGGAGCGUGUGGGCCCCACAACCAUGCACGGUUUGGACAAAUCUGCAUUCCCCCCCCCCACUUAUAUUUAAAAUAACAUCAGAACCCUCUAAUUCCUGGCAGUAAACAGCACAAAGGGAUGGCCAGAAGAUUGCUAAGGUGGCCGUGAAGUCAAAUCGCUUUGCUUGAGUUUGCCUAAGCCUCUCCUGAUUCUAAGCUUGAUAGAAAUUCAUACUGUCAUUUUUAUCCUCUGGUUUGGGCAUUUCUUUGUGCCCUUGCCCCAUUCCGGUUUUGCCCAUGCUUGGAGGAGCGAACACAUUGCAUCCCAAGGAAAUUGAGCAGGGGUUGACUGGAUCUCCACCCACUCCGUUUGCACACGCAGGGGAAUAAGGCGGCUUGCACCGCUUGAGACUGCAGUUGGCGGUUUCUGGCUUUGACGGUCUCAUCCAUAUAAACAUCUCCGUACAAAGAGAAAGCUAGCACAGCAAGUCUACCCCUUCUCUUUACUUGCUGUGCCGAUUUUCUAUUUACAGGGAAUUUUUUCCCCAGAGGGGAGCGUUCCAAAAUGAGGACCCCCACCUGCUUUCCGAAGCAGAGCAGUGUGUUCUGACACCCCAGGUCUCUGCCACCUCAUUGCUUUGCCGGCUCCAGGGGUAGGGGGAAUAAGUCUCUUGACCGCUCAGAAUUUGGUUCCUUAGCUCCUGUGCACAUACACUGCAACUGCCUUCCUCCUCCACCUCCAUAUGUUAAAUGUAUCAACCGGCCUGUGUUCCAAAUCUUGUGUUUAAACAUGACUCAAAAUAAAAUGAAAAGAGUUAAGA
Eublepharis macularius is the source of this 3519-nucleotide messenger RNA. RefSeq names its product protein phosphatase 2 phosphatase activator (gene PTPA). Gene Ontology annotation, molecular function: protein tyrosine phosphatase activator activity; peptidyl-prolyl cis-trans isomerase activity. The record is from RefSeq and is a predicted model, not a curated record. The transcript has 10 exons. Gene Ontology annotation, biological process: mitotic spindle organization. Gene Ontology annotation, cellular component: protein phosphatase type 2A complex; cytoplasm; nucleus. Bases 90 to 1055 code for a protein of 321 amino acids. NCBI's taxonomy places the organism in Eukaryota, Metazoa, Chordata, Lepidosauria, Squamata, Eublepharidae.